UAGCUAAUCCUUCAUUCUGAAAAGCAGAUGUCAUAAAAGCUAUUUUAAAAUAAUUUUUGAUAUUUAUUGAAAAUUAUCGAAAUUCUAGUCAAAGAUUGUCAAAAUGGAACUACUAAGAAGCAUUUUCUGGCACUUUUUCGGCCCUAGGCCGGGAAGUGAAUCCAUCAAAAUGAGUGGUUCAAAACAAGAAUACGUUCAAAACACCAUUUCCAGUGAUAAAAUCGUCAUCUUUUCUAAAACCUAUUGUCCCUAUUGUAAAAUGGCGAAAGAUGCCUUCGACAAGCUCAGAGAAAGAUAUACAUUGGUUGAGUUGGAUGAGCGUGAUGAUUGUGAUGAAAUUCAAGAUAUUUUGGGCAAUAUAACUGGAGCAAGAAGUGUUCCAAGAGUGUUUGUUAAAGGCCAAUUUCUGGGAGGUGGAUCAGAUGUUAAAGCUUUAUUGGAAAGUGGAGAACUGGCCAAAUUAUGUGCUUAAUUAAUUAAGUUGUAAUUUUUAUCAAAUACAUAUUAUGAGUUUUAAUGAAA
Messenger RNA from Aethina tumida (small hive beetle), 522 nucleotides. RefSeq lists its product as uncharacterized. Gene Ontology annotation, molecular function: glutathione disulfide oxidoreductase activity. The record is from RefSeq and is a predicted model, not a curated record. Gene Ontology annotation, biological process: cellular response to oxidative stress. Gene Ontology annotation, cellular component: cytoplasm. Bases 104 to 472 code for a protein of 122 amino acids. The transcript has 4 exons. Lineage: Eukaryota; Metazoa; Arthropoda; Insecta; Coleoptera; Nitidulidae.